CUUGUCUGUCCCGUGUGUUCUCUGUAGUAUUGUGACCAACCAUAUGUGGAUAUCCCAUUAUCCUAGUGAACAAGUCCCUUUCUCGCCUGUUUGGACACGAAAGCAUGGGAAAGUAUCUUCGGGGUUGCGGGUGGACAAUGUCCCGCUUGCCUGAUGGUUACUGACGCUGUAAAUUGUAGGAGAUAAGCCUAUCACGGCGCUUCUUUCAUGCACGUUAUACUUGUUGACUUGACUGCGGUGUUACCAUUCGGGUACAUAUAUUAUUAUAUGUUCGUGUCUCAUGAGUGCCAGUGGAAACACCAGACUAGUUACCCUAGUUGCGAAAUCCCGACGCACUUUGAAGAUACGUCCUCUCAGGAUGUCGGUCGUUCGUGCCGCCCUGGUGACGGUGCUUAUCCUCACGAAAUGUUUGUCCCUCGUGAACGCCCAUAUCAUGUUGUAUGUUGAACAAAACCACCUUCUGCAUGGUGCUCAUGACUUGUCGUCCCUGAACAGGGCCCACCCAUCCUCGUGGGGCUUCAAUGUGACCCAGGAAACGCCCACCGCUUAUGCAGGCGAUAAUCGUCCCUGCGUUCCCUUGUACAAUCGCACCUUCCAUGAGUGGUGGUUCCAUGGCUUUCUAGAUUAUCCACCACACCCGCAAGACGUUUUCCAACUGGAGGCUGGAAAAACAGCGGUAGUCGAGACUGUGUGCAAUAAGGAUGCAUCGAGUUACUGGAGGACAGGCGAUAACGUGUUCACCCAGACAGGAGAUAUGAAUUCCCCAUGCCCUGGCUCCCCUAUGAAGCAAUACCGUAAGGGUUGUGCCCUUUCGAUUGUGUACGAAUCGGACGUAAGCAAAAUCAAACCCGAGGACUUUACCGUUUUUUCUAUCCAACAAACAUGUGUGUGGCACCGUUUCACUCACUUCGACGUUCCUGCGGCUAUGCCGCCCUGCCCCCACAAUCGAACGUGUAUUUGCCAGUGGAACUGGCACCAUCUUGCUUCUUCGGGAUCUGAACAAAUGUACUCGAAUAUGUUCCGAUGUAACACGACAGGAACUAAUUCCACGAAACCUAUUGCCAAGCCCAAGGUCCCUCGUCGUUGUGGCGGCGAUCCUGACAAUCACAUACCUCCUGAUCCAAGCAACUGCACGUGGGGAGCGAAGCAGCCAUUCUAUUGGCUCCAACGCGAACGCAAUAACAUGUUCGAAGGCUACUACGAUGUACCGACCUACAACGAUAGGUAUAAUUUUAAGCAAGGUGCACAGAAUGACAUCUUUGAGGAUGGUCCAUCGACGCCGCACACCACGGAGACGAAGGGUAGAUCGACACACACUCCGUCUACUGGGACUGCAACCACGCAGACGGAGGGUAAACCGACACACUCACCGACACACACUCCGUCUACUGAGACUACAACCACGAAGACGAAGGGUAAACCGACACACACUCCGUCUACUGGGACUACAACCACGAAGAAGAAGGGUAAACCGACACACUCUCCGUCUACUGGGACUACAACCAAGGAGACGAAGGGUAAACCGACACACUCUCCGUCUACUAGAACUAAGAAGAAGGGUAGACCGACACACUCUCCGUCUACUGGGACUGCAACCAAGGAGACGAAGGGUAAACCGACACACACGAGGAAGAAGGGUGAACCGGGACACUCUCCGUCUACCGCCACUGAACACACCCCAACUUCUCACUGCAAGCACAGGCAUACCCAGUCUCCCGAGGUUAGCGGACGCCCAGGUGCAAAUGCUGCCCACCGAAAGCUCAUCCGCAAACAUGCUUUUGGACAGGGUUGCGUUCUUUUCUUUUCCACCCUUACGUUUAGUUCUCGCAGAUGGCUUCCACGCAAGCGUGCGUCAUCCUUUCGUCCACACAUAUCGUGUGCCAGACUAUUUUUUUUUUUUCGCGAAAACACUAGCCAUUCCGU
Molecule: messenger RNA, 1923 nt
Organism: Cantharellus anzutake
Lineage: Eukaryota; Fungi; Basidiomycota; Agaricomycetes; Cantharellales; Hydnaceae
Exons: 12
Source: RefSeq, a predicted model, not a curated record